Paramacrobiotus metropolitanus is the source of this 3061-nucleotide messenger RNA. RefSeq names its product atrial natriuretic peptide receptor 1-like. The transcript has 21 exons. Gene Ontology annotation, biological process: protein phosphorylation; cGMP biosynthetic process; intracellular signal transduction. Gene Ontology annotation, molecular function: protein kinase activity; guanylate cyclase activity; ATP binding. The record is from RefSeq and is a predicted model, not a curated record. Lineage: Eukaryota; Metazoa; Tardigrada; Eutardigrada; Parachela; Macrobiotidae. Bases 23 to 3061 code for a protein of 1012 amino acids.
UUUAGCCGCAACCUGUUUUAUAAUGAAUGAAUCCACGUUAGUGAAUUCCACGUAUUUAUGCAGCGUACUAAACAUUGAAAUCGUUACUCUGACAAUUAUCCAGCCAGUUUUGCUGGGAGCUUUAACAUAUCUAGGACCGGCAUAUAUCAAGGGAUUGCAGCGUACUCGGCAGAGGCAUCCAUCUUUAAAUAUCACGCAGACUGUUCUUUGGGACCCAUCUUAUCGUACUUGUCAGGAUCUUCAAGCGGAUGGCGUAAAUAAAAUCACAGCCCAUGUAGCUAAAACAUACAAAUCUUCUAAUUCAGAUCCCUGCUUUAUCACUGUGUUAAUGUGGGGCGGGUGCAGCGAAGUUUUAGAAAUUAAUCCCAUAGCGAGAGAACUGGAUCUUUUUAUGCUCACCAGUGUUGCCAGUAUGCCUGAUUUGCGUAAAAAAAGAUUAUCACCAACCUGGAUAACAACUACUGUCAACUCGAUGUUGACCUAUGUCAAUGUCUAUGUUGAACUUGCCAGAAUGUUCAGCUGGACCUCAUUGGCUAUAAUAACUGAUAACGGGGCCAAUCCUUACUUCCCGCAGCUUGUCGAUUCAAUGUAUCCCCAGAUUUCUCCAGGAAGACAAGUGUAUCGCGAAAACAUUAACACAAAAGAGGCUGUGGACUUUAGGAAAAUUCUCCUGCAUUUGAAUUCCUUUACAAGGAUUUUUAUCUAUAUGGGCGACCCCACUGGAUUUCGCAAACUUUUGCUCAAAGCGACGGAACUAAAUUUGACCAAUGGUGAACAUGUUUACGUUAUUGGUACGCCUUUUAGAUUUAGCGCCGAGCCUGGAUAUCUGCACUGGAAGAAAAAUGAUACGGAUGACGAGGUCGUUCAAUUAGCCUACCGAUCUGUCCUGAUUAUCGAGCCUGAUGGUUCAGUUUACGGGCGCACUGAUGGCUCGGAUACGUUUUCUUUGGAAAUGAAGAAUCUAUCGAAGACCGAAUAUAACUAUACAUACCGACCUUAUGAAUUGAUGAGCCCACAUCCGGCUUCUACAUAUGCCGGCCUGAUGAUGCUAGCACAGGUCAUGGAGAAUCUGCGUUCUGUCAAUGCAUAUGAGAUAUGGUCAUCCGGAAGAAAAACCGCAAAACUGUUUCUGAAUCGUUCCUUUGAGACUGACGUAGGCCGGUUCUACAUUGAUCCGGUCGGCGAGCGUAUUCCGACCGUACAAGUGAACCAACUUGACUGGAACACGUCACAAAUUCGGACCCUUUUCGUACAAGAUCCUGCUGACCUUCGUGUGCACGCUGUUAACGCACCACAAUGGCCGGGCAUAUGGCCACCGCUUAACGAACCUAAAUGUGGAUUUCGGGGUGAUGCGUCGUCGUGCACACCCAAAGGAAAUACUGACCUUUAUGCCGGCUCGGGCGGGGGAGUUGUCGCCUUGAUUAUAUUAAUUAUUUUGGGAGUUUUCAGGUUUUCUCGGCACACGGCUUACGACGCACUGCUGAACAUCGAUUCGUGGAGAAUUGAGCCCGUGGUUCUACGUGCUGUCGGUGACACGAACCAAGUGUUGAUUCCCAAAAAUCUAUCGGAACUUGUUGGUAAUACAAAACCAGUGGCAAUGAAAUACGCCAACGACCAGCUGGUUUGGGUCACUUUGGCGACCAAAUUGCCCAUUCCGUCUACAGCGAAGACAUUUCGUCCAAACAGAAUUGCACUAGUGAUGAUAAACCAUCUUCGCCGCUUGGAUCAUCCCAGCAUAAAUCGAUUUCUCGGGUUAACCGUCUCCGAUAGUGGAUUACACGUGUACUUCGUCAGCGACUUUGUUCAACGCGGUGCCCUCACGUCAUUAUUGCCCCAAAUGACUCUAGAUUACGAUUUGCAAAUUGCGUUAAUAUUCGACGUGCUAAAAGGUGUCAAGGCAAUUGUGCAAUCUUCAAUUCGAUAUCACGGAAAUCUGUCCAGUCAGUGCUGCUACGUUGAUAAGCAUUUUACCUUAAAGAUCGGUGAAACAGGUUUCAACAAACUCAGGAAGUUAAUCAGUCAGGAAACUGCCGACUUCACUGACGGCAACAAUCGUGACAUCCGUGCGGUGGGACUUAUUUUGUUGCACGUAAUCACUUUCGAAGAUCGCUUCGCCAGUUUAGAGAAAUUUAAAUCCACUACCAACGAACAAUCACAAGAUUCAAUUCCGCCAAAAUUUUCUAAAGUGGUACCGCUUUUAAAACAAUGCGUGGAAGGAUCUUCAGCGACGACAAUAUCGGAUAUGAGCAGUCUAACCCGAAAGGUCACGGCAGCUGUUGGAUUGAACGCCGGGCGCAUGGAAGAUACUCAUCUACUUGAGCGAAUUAUUCGCCGGUUAGAAAACUACACCAUGGAGCUGGAUCAUCAGGUUGCUGUGAGGACAAUUGCCCUUGUAGACGAACAGCGGAAAUGCGAUAUACUGCUGCGGGAAAUGUUGCCAACUAAGCAUAUCGAUUUACUGCGGAAAGGAACAGUGCCGGAGCCGGAAACGUUUGGUUUAGCAACCAUUCUUUUUACAGAAAUCGGAGGAUUCAAAGAGGUUGUGAAAAACAGCAAACCGGCUUUCGUCAUGAUGUUCCUGAAUGACGUUUAUACAGCAUUCGACACGGUGCUGUCAAGGUUUGAUGUGUACAAGGUUGAGACCAUAAAAGAUUCUUACAUGGUUGUGAGCGGUAUACCCCUGAGAAACGGACACGCCCAUGGAAAAGAAAUUUGUGAACUUGCCUUUUGCUUGCUAGAUGCCUACUCUUCAUUUGGAGUGUUAUUUGAUGGAACGUCUCUGCGAUCCGGGAUACAUACUGGCUCAUGUGCUGCCGGUGUCGUGGGUCAUAAGGCUCCACGUUAUUGCCUGUUUGGUGAUACAGUGAAUACCGCAUCUAGGAUGCUGAUGUACAGUGAUGAUUCACGAAUUCACAUCAGCGAGAGCACUUUUACGCUGUUGAAGGAACAUUUUCCAGAAUUUCAGACCGAAAGACGUGGGACAAUUGAGAUCAAGGGAAAGGGGUCAGUUACCACGUACUGGCUGGCUACUGCACAGUUAUCUGUGAACUCUAGAAAAUGA